AUGCAUGAUCAAGUCGAAAAGUUCAAGGUAUCGUGGGAUGAGGAAAAUCAAGAACGGACAAGCUCUCAGAUUUUGAGCGAAACCCAAUUGGCCGGGCUCGAAAAUCAAAACGAUCUCCUUAAAGAAGAGAACACGUGUAAGAAAAAGGAAACAGAGCAAGAACUCGAUAAAGCUUUGAAAGCGCAGUUCGAAAUAUCCGUCUUGCAUAAAUUUAUAAAAGGUAUGGAAGAGAAGAACUACUCGCUCAUUAUUGAGUGUCAAAAACACGUCGAGGCAUCGAAAUUGGCGGAGAAAUUGAUAUCCGAACUGGAGGGUGAAAGUCUUGAGCAGCAAGUUGAAUCUGAGUUCCUAUUGGAUGAAAUCGAGACACAAAAAAUACACUUAGAGCAAGAGUCGAAACUCAUGGCUGAGAAGCUUAGGGCUGUCGAACACGGAAAAAAUGAAUUUGUGGAAAUAAAUGGGAAAUUGAAGUCGGACGCGAGUGAAGGUCGUAAAGAAGCUGCUGUACUCGAGGCUGAAUUCGGGAGUCUUUGUGUCAAACAAGCUGAUUUGCAGAAGGCGUAUAAUGCAUUACAAGCAGUUUACUCGAAAGUGAAUCAAGAAAAUACGUAUUUGUGGAAGAAGUUUUCGGGUCUGAAAGAUGAGAAAUACGAGUUAGAUCGGUAUAAAGAUGAUGCAAUUCUUGAUUUUUUAUCAUCUGCUAAUGUAUCUGAAGUCUUGAGGAGUCUCGGGAGAGAGAAAAUCGAAGAAGUGAAAUUACUUCUCGCAGAUCUGAGCCGACAAAAUAAGGUCAAUGUUAGCCUCGAAAAGGUAAUGAGUGUGUUGAUAGGGAAGCUUGAGUUGCAAAAGGCGGAAAAUUUAGCCCUGAAAGAUGCCGUUUUUAGCUUGGAAAUCGAGAGGGAUGUGGUCAGAGAAUACAAUGUUCGAAUGAACCAGGAUGUAAUAAAUGGUAAAGAGAGUUUGCUUCAAACACAAGCAGAGCUCUUCGAUGCAGAAACGAAGCUCGAAGCUGCGGAAAAAUCGAACUUAGCUCUGUGCACAACAAUGGCCGAAAUGAAGAAGAAAAUAAAACUAGAGAGCAGAAUUUGAGCAACGAAUUCGAGCUAUGGGAAGUUGAAGCAUCGACGUUUUGCUUUGAUCUUCAGGCUUCGAUCCUACCCCUGAGCUCGAUAUUGGUUAAUAG
Erythranthe guttata (spotted monkey flower) is the source of this 1183-nucleotide messenger RNA. Lineage: Eukaryota; Viridiplantae; Streptophyta; Magnoliopsida; Lamiales; Phrymaceae. The record is from RefSeq and is a predicted model, not a curated record.